Messenger RNA from Mangifera indica (mango), 827 nucleotides. RefSeq lists its product as uncharacterized. Lineage: Eukaryota; Viridiplantae; Streptophyta; Magnoliopsida; Sapindales; Anacardiaceae. The record is from RefSeq and is a predicted model, not a curated record. The transcript is spliced from 2 exons. The coding region runs from base 260 to 619 and encodes 119 amino acids.
AUGUCUGUUUUCUUUCCUAUAAAUCAUUGGAUCGAACAUCGGAAACACAGAAACCCAAGGGGGUAAAAAUGACCUAAAUGACUCAAAUUAGUUCUUGUUAACAGCCAAAGUCAUGUGCGUAUUAACCUUCAAUGUAUUUCCCGCCUGAAGUCGUUAGGAGGCCUAACUGAAUGAAACCCAGAUGUCAAACCUCACAGAAUCUUGAUACGCUCUCUGCAAAGCUCAUCUUGAGCGCUUGAAAUUCUCUUCAAGAAGAGUCAUGGAAAACUCGAGCUCCCUUCCCCUCUACUUUCGCCGUUCCGGCGCCCGUCAAUCACGCUUGGAAACUCCCGUUUCGCAGCUCCGAUCAUCUUCUUUAUCACCGCACAAGUUUGUCCAUACCAUUCCUUUGAUUGUUUUGAUGAGUUUUUUCAUCCUAUGGUGGUUCUCUCAUCCUGUGAAUUUGGUGUUCAAGGAUGGCAGAAUUAAAGAAAUUCAUCAAACUGCGACACUGUCUCUGAAUGGUACAUAUGUUGAACUGGCCAUCCUGGCAUCUGCAGAAUCUCCUGUUAACUCAACUCCUUUGAAUCUUACAAGGAACAAUGAAACUCUAGCCCAUUCGGUGAGUGAAAAUUAUUAAAGAAUCAUAUUUCCUGAUCAUCUCUAUGAUUAGUCAAUUCUAUGAAAUCAUGUUCUUGUUAAUAUUGAGUAGAAAAGCCAUUGAAAGAUGGGCGGUGUUCGUUUUUGUAGAGCAACUAUAGUCUUUGAUAUACUUGUAUCAGAUUUACAUAGCCAAUGAAGCAAGAAAUGAAAGUUGUGGCUGAUCAAUCAGAGAUGUGGGUUGAAAA